Messenger RNA from Spea bombifrons (plains spadefoot toad), 5130 nucleotides. RefSeq names its product multidrug resistance-associated protein 1-like. The record is from RefSeq and is a predicted model, not a curated record. Gene Ontology annotation, molecular function: glutathione transmembrane transporter activity; ATP hydrolysis activity; ATP binding. Gene Ontology annotation, cellular component: basolateral plasma membrane. Bases 274 to 4788 code for a protein of 1504 amino acids. Gene Ontology annotation, biological process: glutathione transmembrane transport; xenobiotic transport. NCBI's taxonomy places the organism in Eukaryota, Metazoa, Chordata, Amphibia, Anura, Pelobatidae. The transcript is spliced from 32 exons.
AGACCACAGAGGAGGAGGGCAGCUGCUUACUUCGUGGCAGUGCUGCUGCUUUUAGAAGGAAACUCUGCAAAUGGUUUUGAACAAUAAGAGGAAGACCGUGGGAUGCCAUUUAACUCUUGAAUAGAAAGUCUUCAAAACUCUGGUCGGUUUCUCAAGAGAACAACAUCUUAAUCCGUAGAUCUCCUGCUUCCCGGGGAAUCGUACGUAACGUUACUCGGAGCCAUUAACAGAGGUUACGCUCAUGCAGCGUCUGUACGACUGCAUCCAUCCAACAUGAAGUGGCUUUGCAAGCUUGAGGAAUCGGAGAAGUUUUGGGAUGUGAAUCAAACUUGGCACACGGAUAAUCCGGAUUUCUCUCGGUGUUUUCACAACUCUGUGCUCUUCUGGAUACCUUGUAUUUAUCUUUUUGCAUGUUUGCCGUUCUAUGUUCUCUACCUCCGCCACCAUGAACAAGGUUACAUUCGCAUGUCACGGCUCAAUAAAGCAAAAACAUGUCUGUCUGCUUUGCUGGUGUUAAUUUGCUACGUGGAGCUUUUCUACACCAUUUGGAAUGUGACUCACAACAUCCCGGAACCCCCGGUUCUCCUCAUCAGUCCACUGAUACUUGGAUCUGCUAUGCUUGUUACCACUUGUCUGAUCCAAUACGAAAGAAUGAAAGGUGUCCGCUCGUCUGCCCUCCUGCUGUUUUUCUGGAUAUUGACAUUAUUGUGUGCCGUCAUACAGUUAAGAAAUAAAAUCUCCACGGCCCUUUCAGAGGCUGCGGGGAUUGACAGAGUACGCUUAACCCUUUUUGUGCUGUAUUUUAUAUUGGUGUUGGUCCAAUGCAUACUUUGCAUUUUCAAUGAUAAGCCUCCAUUUUUCUCCAAUAUUAAGAAAGAGCAGAAUCCGUGCCCCGUGUUAAAUGCCUCUUUCCUGUCUCAAGUUACGUUCAGCUGGUUCACAGAAAUAAUGUUUAGAGGUUACAAGCAGCCGCUAAAAGGUGAAGACAUCUGGUCUCUGAGGAAGUGCGACACAGCUGAAGAAAUUCUGGAUACUUUUUCAAAGGCUAUACAGAGCGAAUGGCACAAAGCAAAACCGUUGGAGGUGAUGACGUCAUUCCCUUCUUCAUUACCUCUGGACCAUCAUGAUCGCAUAUCUCAAGCGGAAAACGAGGUUCUCCUAAAGAGUCCAAGCAUGCAGAUGACCCCAAGCUCGCUAUUAAAGAUAAUCUUUAAAACCUUUGGGCUGAGCUAUCUGCUGAGCACACUGCUCAUGGCUUUGUUCAUAGCCUUCAUGUUCAUAAGUCCUCAGCUCAUGAGCUUGCUGCUGGAUCGAUUGAAGAAUCCCUCAGCCCCGGCUUGGCAAGGGUUUUUGGUUGCCGUCUUUCUCCUGGUUUGCCCUUGUUGCCAAUCCCUUUUUCUUCAUCAACAUGACUAUUUUUGCUAUACCGUUGGCAUGAGACUCCGGUCGGCCAUCGUGGGCAGCGUGUAUAAAAAGGCUUUAGUGAUUUCCAGCGCGGGAAGGAAGAACUGUUCUGCUGGUGAAAUUGUUAACCUGAUUUCUUCAGACAUACAGAAGCUUAUGGACCUGGCCACUUGUUUAAAUUAUUUGUGGUCUGCUCCGCUCACAGUCAUCGUGGCAAUGUACUUUCUGUGGCAGACGUUGGGUGUUGCAGUGUUUGCGGGUGUUGCAGUGUUUAUUUUGAACCUUCCAUUCAUGACUGCGUUUGGUGUGAUGGUAAAGAAAAUGCAGGAGGAACAAAUGAAACAAAAGGACAGUCGAAUAAAGCUAAUUUCAGAGAUCCUACAGGGCAUUAAGGUCCUUAAACUGUACGCGUGGGAGAACGCAUUCAUGAGGAAAGUGAAUGAUUUCCGGCUGAAGGAGAUGAAGGCUGUGAAGAUUGGCGCUCUGAUGUUUUCUGGAGCACUUGCUUUAUUUGUGGCCUCUCCUAUCUGGGUUUCCUUAACCAUGUUUGGAGUAUUCCUGUCAGUUGACGAUCAUAAUGUUCUUGAUGCACAGAAAGCCUUUGUCUCCAUUAUGUUACUUAACAUAUUAAGGAUUCCCCUGCGUAUGUUUCCACAAGCCAUCACCUUAUUAGUACAGUCUUCAGUUUCCUUGACUCGACUGGCCAAAUAUUUCUCAGAAGAAGAACUGGAACCAGGAAAUGUGGAUAUUAUCGAUUCUCUGAGCAAAAGCGAUAUCACCAUAGAAGAUGGCACAUUCACGUGGGCCUCUUCAGAGCCUCCAUCACUUAGGAGCAUCAACAUAACCAUUCCAAAGGGCUCGCUUGUUGCUGUUGUUGGCCAAGUUGGAUGUGGGAAAACAUCGUUAUUGUCCGCGUUACUUGGGGAGAUGGAGAAAGUUGAAGGACGAGUUGCUAUGAAGGGCUCUGUUGCCUAUGUUCCCCAACAAACAUGGAUUCCUAAUGCGACCUUUAAGGAAAAUGUCCUUUUUGGAAGGCGGUUUGAAAAAGACUGGUAUGACAAUGUUAUUCGUGCAUGCGCAUUGCUUCCAGACUUAAAAAUUCUUUCUGGAGGUGAAAAUACAGAAAUCGGAGAAAAGGGAGUGAACUUGUCAGGAGGACAAAAGCAGAGAAUCAGCAUCGCUCGAGCCGUGUAUAGAAAGUGUGAUGUGUACUUGUUGGACGACCCUCUCUCUGCGGUGGACGCUCAUGUCGGACAACAGCUGUUUGAAGAAGUCAUUGGUCCUAAGGGUUUGCUGAAAGAUAAAACGCGAGUUCUUGUAACUCAUGGAAUUAGCUUCCUGCCGCAAGUGGACAAGAUCAUCGUUCUGUCCGAUGGAAGAAUCUCCGAGGCGGGCUCGUAUUCGGAACUUCUACAGAAAAAUGGAUCCUUCUCUGAAUUCCUCCAGACAUAUGCCAAUAACUCUGAGCAGGCGGAGGAACCUCCUUUAGAAAAAACUGCUCAGGGCGCUGAAUGUUGUGAAUCGGUGGAAGGAAGCAAGAAAGUACACCGUGAAAAUUCUGUAAGGGAAGAAAUUUGUCUGGAUGCCGAUAACAGAGAGAAUGAGGAUUACGCAGAUGCUGGGAAACUAACAGAGGCAGAUGUUGCACUCACUGGCAGGGUAAAACUGUCGGUGUAUUUGGAGUAUCUCAAAAUCAUGGGGAAGUGGUACCUGAUUCUCAGUGCUGUAUUUUUUAUUAUCCAACAAGCUGCUGCAUUGGGUCAUAAUUACUGGAUUGGAUUGUGGGCUGAUGAUCCUGUAGUAAACGGAAUGCAGCAACACACAAGCUUACGUCUUGGGGUGUAUGGCUUUUUAGGGAUGUUGCAAGCUCUGGGAAUUUUUGCCGCGUCUGCCUCUAUAAUAAUAGGGGGAGUCUCGGUUUCCCGUCAGCUUCACUCCAGACUCCUCUACAGUAUACUUCGGUGUCCUCUAAGUUUUUUUGAACGCACGCCUAGCGGAAACCUUACAAACCGAUUCUCCAAGGAGAUGGACACUAUAGACAAUGUGGUGCCGCAAAUACUGAUGCUGUUCUUGUUGAUGUCGCUGACCAUAGUGGAGAUUUUGUUGGUUAUUGCGAUAGCCACGCCACUUGCUGCAGUGGCUUUUAUUCCUCUGGGGCUCUUGUAUUUCUUUCUACAAAGAUUUUAUGUAGCUACAUCUCGGCAGCUGAAACGCUUGGAUUCUGUUAGUAAAUCUCCCCUCUACACUCAUUUUAAUGAAACCUUGCAAGGAGUGAACGUCAUUCGAGCCUUCAGAGAGCAAGAGCGAUUUGUUCAGGAGAGCAAUCUGCGCCUUAACACCAACCAGCGCUUCUAUUUCUCUAGCUUCGUUGCCAAUCGGUGGCUGAGUAUUCGCUGCGAUCUCCUGAGUAAUUUCAUAGUUUUCAUAGUGGCUAUCGUUGGUGUCCUGUUCAGAGAAAGCAUCACCCCCGGACUGGUUGGCCUAGCUGUAGUGAACUCAUUACGGCUAACUGGGGUUUUAAAAGAGGCCGUUCACGCCGCCACCGAUAUGGAAACCAACUCUGUCGCUGUGGAGAGGGUCAAGGAAUAUUGUGAUGCGGAACCGGAGGCUCCAUGGACUUCUGAUCAUGCAUCUGAACUAGACGGCUGGCCUAGUGCGGGUAGAAUUGAGUUCCAGGAUUAUGGUCUAAGAUACAGAAAGGACCUAGAAUUUGCUCUGAAGAAUGUCACCGCAUCUAUCCAACCAGGAGAAAAGAUUGGAAUAGUUGGACGAACAGGAGCUGGGAAGUCCUCACUCACCCUAGGUUUGUUUCGAAUUCUUGAGCCGGCAACAGGAAAAAUAUGCAUUGAUGCAACAGAUGUUUCAAAUCUAGGACUUCAUGAACUUAGAUCGAAAUUAACAAUAAUUCCACAGGACCCGGUUUUAUUUUCUGGAUCUUUACGAAUGAAUCUUGACCCAUUUGAUAAUUAUUCAGAUGAAGAUAUAUGGGUUGCUUUGGAGUUGGCUCAUUUAAAAUCAUUUGUGGCAACCUUACCAGAUGGACUAGAACAUAUCUGCACUGAAGGAGGAGAGAAUCUAAGUGUUGGCCAGCGGCAGCUGGUGUGCUUGGCGCGAGCAUUGCUGCGUAAAACAAGAAUCCUGGUGCUAGAUGAAGCCACAGCCGCUGUGGACUUGGAGACUGAUGACCUCAUCCAGUCAACCAUAAGACAAGAGUUUAAAGAUUGCACCGUGAUAACCAUUGCUCAUCGACUCAACACAAUCCUAGAUUACACAAGAAUUGUGGUUUUUGACAAAGGGGAAAUUGUGGAAUUUGACACUCCUUCAAGACUUCUGCAGAAUAAAGGACUGUUUUAUUCCAUGGCAAAGGAUGCUAACAUUAUUUAAAUAUUCUGUUGUCAUACUGACUAACGGUUAUGCCUAGACAAAACGGGUAAAUAAAAAAUGUCAUUUAAUUCCAAAUGGCCACACUUUGUAGCUCCAGACUACUGGGUCUCUGGUGCAGCCUUUUGAUCUGCAGCAAGGAUGGAGUUGUGCGCAGCUCUGCCUAUUUCCUGCCUGGCUCCAUCCACUCCCCACCAACCAGGCCCCUAAGCGUCCCUAGUCCAAUCUAGCUCAACUAGGUGUCUUCUCACGCAUGGAAAACUAGGUGGGAGCCCCCGGUGUAUGAUGGACCAAAUGUAAGGAAUAGAGUUUUAAGAAGAGAUCUAGAAGAAGUGCAGCACAAAA